Messenger RNA from Coffea eugenioides, 2427 nucleotides. RefSeq lists its product as uncharacterized. Lineage: Eukaryota; Viridiplantae; Streptophyta; Magnoliopsida; Gentianales; Rubiaceae. Gene Ontology annotation, molecular function: zinc ion binding; nucleic acid binding. Bases 1 to 2427 code for a protein of 808 amino acids. The record is from RefSeq and is a predicted model, not a curated record. The transcript is spliced from 4 exons.
AUGGCCAAUGAAAAUGACAUCAUCGUGGCGCAAUUGGCAUCAAGAAUGGAUGCUAUGUGGAGAGACAUGCAAAGGAAACUUGAGCUCCACUUUGAGUCCAUGCAAGAGCAAAUUGAACAAUUGGAUCCCUCCAGAAACGCACAAUUGAAUCCCUCCAGAAACUCUUCUAGGAAAACUAGAGGGAAACUCACCAUGAACGAAUUCAGUGACUCUAACUCAAAGGGAGAGUUCGAAGAUGACGAGCGAAGGCCACGGAGAAUGACACAGCGGGCUGACCAUGUGAAGGAUCAACUCAAGGGAAUAAAAUUAAAAAUUCCUACCUUCCAUGGCAAAUCGGAUCCCGAAGCGUACUUGGAGUGGGAGAGAAAGAUUGAGUUGAUCUUUGAUUGCAACCACUACACAGAGCCUCAAAAGGUAAAGUUGGCCGCCAUCGAAUUCACCGAUUACACCGCAGUUUGGUGGGAUCAACUCCGCAUCAAGCAACGAAGGAAUAAGGAACCGGCCAUUCGGACAUGGGACAACUUAAAACGAAUCAUGAGGAAACGCUUCAUACCCGGUUACUAUCACAGGGAUUUGCAUCACAAAUUGCAAACCCUCACUCAAGGUAGUAUGACGGUUGAAGACUACUUCAAGGAAAUGGAACUGUCCAUGAUGCGGGCUGAUGUUCACGAAGAUGAGGAGGCCACCAUGGCACGAUUUUUGGGAGGAUUACGGCCUGACAUUGCUGACAUCGUGGAGCUUCAACACUACCUUGAUAUGGGAGAACUCUUGGACAAAGCUAUCAAGGUAGAACGGAGGUUCAAGAGGAGGGGAACGGUCAUACAAAACUCCAACUUCCAAUCUGGAAAUUGGAGAAAUACACCCUUCAAGAGGGAGGAUCACUCCUCGAGUGGCCCACACUUUGCAAAGUCGAAUGGAAAUUCAAGGGGGACUUUGAGGCCGACUACACUACCUUCCAAACCAACUUCAAGGGAGGAUUUUAAAUCCCAACCAGAGGUCUCUAAAUCAAGGACUCGUGACACCAAAUGCUUCAAGUGUCAAGGGUUUGGGCACAUUGCUUCCCAAUGCCCCAACCAACGGACCUUGAUCAUGUUACCCAAUGGCGAGUUAUUGACCGAUGAUGAAGACGGGAAACAUGAGGGAAUACUGUCCUUGGAGGGGGAAGAGGACGAGCUUGAGGAGAUACCUGUCAAUGACACGGUUGGAUGUCUAGUGGCAAGCCUAGUCAUUGACCCAGGGAGUUGCACUAAUGUUGCAAGUGCACUAAUGGUGGAGCGACUCGACUUACCAACAACUGACCACCCGCGUCCCUACAAACUCCAAUGGCGAAAUAAUAGCGGCGAGGAGUAUCAUGAUGUGUUCCCCGUGGAUAUACCUAAUGGAUUGCUACCUUUGAGAGGGAUUGAACAUCAAAUUGAUUUCAUCCCUGGGGCUUCCUUGCCAAACAAGGCACCGUAUAGGACUAAUCCCGAGAAAACUAAGGAACAACAAAGGCAAGUAGAGGAGUUACUUGGCAAAGGAUGGAUUCGUGAGAGUCUAAGCCCCUGUGCUGUACCCGUCCUACUUGUGCCUAAGAAGGAUGGAGGAUGGAGGAUGUGCACUGAUUGUCGAGCUAUUAACGCCAUAACGGUAAAGUAUCGUCAUCCCAUACCUCGUCUAGAUGACAUGCUUGAUGAAUUGCAUGGAUAUGUUAUAAGUGCACAGGGUGUACAAGUGGAUCAAUCAAAGGUGAAGGCUAUAAAUGAAUGGCCAACACCUUCCAAUGUAAGUGAGGUGAGGAGUUUCCAUGGCUUGGCAAGCUUCUACAGGCGUUUUGUCAAGGACUUCAGCACCAUAGCUGCACCACUUACAUCUAUCAUCAAGAAGAACUCACCCUUUCAAUGGGGGGAAGAACAAGCUAAGUCUUUCCAAUUACUUAAACACAAGCUCACACAUGCACAUGUUCUAAGUUUACCUAACUUCGACAAAACUUUUGAGAUAGAGUGUGAUGCUUCUGGUAUAGGUAUUGGGGCUGUUCUACUCCAAGAAGGUCGACCGAUCGCAUACUUCAGUGAAAAGCUAAAUGGAGCCGCCUUGAACUACUCAACCUAUGACAAGGAACUGAUGGCAUUAGUUCGAGCUCUCCAAACUUGGCAACACUACCUUCGACCUCGAGAGUUCGUCCUGCAUACUGAUCACGAAUCUCUCAAGCACAUCAAGUCACAAACCAAGCUGAGUAAACGCCAUGCAAGAUGGAUAGCCUUCAUCGACACCUUUGCAUUCGUGAUCAAAUAUAAAACAGGUAAGUCUAAUGUAGUAGCUGAUGCACUUUCUAGGAGAUAUACACUACUUACUACAUUGGAUGCCAAAUUACUAGGAUUUGAAUAUCUCAAGGAUCUUUAUGCCACUGACCCAGAUUUUGGUGAGAUUUUCAACUCCUUGCCAUGA